Merops nubicus (carmine bee-eater) is the source of this 396-nucleotide messenger RNA. RefSeq names its product nuclear factor 1 C-type-like. The record is from RefSeq and is a predicted model, not a curated record. Gene Ontology annotation, cellular component: nucleus. NCBI's taxonomy places the organism in Eukaryota, Metazoa, Chordata, Aves, Coraciiformes, Meropidae. Gene Ontology annotation, molecular function: RNA polymerase II cis-regulatory region sequence-specific DNA binding; DNA-binding transcription factor activity, RNA polymerase II-specific. The annotation marks the transcript as partial. Gene Ontology annotation, biological process: regulation of transcription by RNA polymerase II. The transcript is spliced from 4 exons.
AUGCAGAGCAGAGCGGCAGCCCCCGGACGGGCAUCGGCUCAGACCAGGAGGACAGCAAACCCAUCACGCUGGAUUCAACAGACUUCCAGGAAAGCUUCGUCACCUCGGGGGUGUUCAGCGUCACCGAGCUCAUCCAGGUGUCCCGAAGUGAGUGCCACAUGCUGCCACCCCCCCGGAGCCAGCUGGGCACCCUGCAGGGCCACCUGGCCUACGACCUGAACCCCUCCAGCACCGGCAUGAGGAGGACACUGCCCAGCACCUCCUCCAGCGGGAGCAAACGGCACAAGUCGGGGUCCAUGGAGGACGACAUCGACACCAGCCCGGGGGGCGAGUACUACACCUCCUCCAACUCCCCCACCAGCAGCAGCCGCAACUGGACAGAAGACAUGGAAGGGG